Molecule: messenger RNA, 297 nt
Organism: Blastomyces dermatitidis ER-3
Lineage: Eukaryota; Fungi; Ascomycota; Eurotiomycetes; Onygenales; Ajellomycetaceae
Exons: 1
Coding region: 1-297 (98 amino acids)
Source: RefSeq, a predicted model, not a curated record
AUGCCUGGUCAGAGAUUGUGUGGGCAGGGGGGGGGUGAUCAUAGGCCUGCGGGGCCGCAGGAGACACUGGCAACACUGAGAGCUUUGCAAGAACUCUCAGCUAGGGUCUGCAAGGAAUUACUUGUGAGAAGACUUACAGCAAAGGGAGGGACUGCGCUGCUUGGAGCCAGGGGCUGGUCUGGGAGAGGGAUGGGGUGGGCUGCUGGCCUGAAGAUCAGGUGCAGUGACAGGGCUGGGGAGGAUGGAGGCACAGUCAUGGGCGGCAGUGUCCCUGCUUCACCAGCCGGCAAAAAGUGA